This is a messenger RNA of Polypterus senegalus (gray bichir), 2336 nucleotides long. RefSeq names its product CKLF-like MARVEL transmembrane domain containing 7 (gene cmtm7). Lineage: Eukaryota; Metazoa; Chordata; Cladistia; Polypteriformes; Polypteridae. The record is from RefSeq and is a predicted model, not a curated record. The transcript is spliced from 5 exons. Bases 209 to 691 code for a protein of 160 amino acids. Gene Ontology annotation, cellular component: membrane.
GACGUUUAGCGGAAGGCGUGAAUCUCCUCGAUACGCGCGGUUUGUGUUCUCGGCUAGGCUCAAACCCCGCCCCGUCGUGUAACUCAGUUUGGGGCUGCCACUUUAGCAAACUUACGGGGCUGCAGUGUGUAACUGAAGUUAGUCGGAUUUAGGAAAGAAAAAAAGAGUAUAAACUGCCAGGAAAGAGUUGCCAUUUCGGAAAGUCAUUAUGGCCCCCUCUAUCUUCACGUCGUCGGCCACCGCCGUCGCAUUGAGUAACGCCACGGUGACGGUGGACGCAGCCUUCUUCAGGUCAUCUCAAGGGAUUCUGAAGAUUAUGCAAAUGGUGACUCUGCUUAUUUCCUUCCUCUGUGUUCACACCUCUGAAUUUUCCAUCUAUUCAAAUUACAAAGUCCUUCAGGUCGUCACAGUGUGGUUUCUUGUGGUCAUUAUAUUAUUCUAUUUCAUGCACCUGUUCCGGCUUCACACCAAGCUGACCCAAGUCAACUGUCUUUUAAUAGAAUACGUGCACUACAUCCUUGGGACCUUGCUGACCCUAAUCUCCUCACUCGUGGCAGCAGUGAAUCCUAUUAAGUAUCCAGCACUUAUUGCAGCUGCGGUCUUUGGAUUUUUUUCUUCCUUGCUGUUAUUCAUGACCCUCCUUUUGUCAUUUAAAACCACAUUUAAUACUCCAACAGAUACCACAGCUUAACUGUUUUGCCAAAGAUGGGGACUGGAAGGAUCGCUCCCUAGGCGUGGGGUUUUCAUUUUCCACUACUUUGUUGGAAGUGACCUGAAGCAUACUGAUUUAUUUUUGAGUGUUUUAUUUUUAAUACUUUUUUAUAUGCUGUGCAAUGUUAAAAAUCACCAAAGAAGAUUAGCGUCUUCCUUUGGACUGUGUUAUUUGAAGUUGCCUGAGUGGAUGUUUACAAUGUUUUAUUUUUUAAGUCUUAGUUUUUUUAAAACGUUUUUUAACUUUUUAUUUUCAUAAUUAAAAAAAAGUUUGUAAUUUACAUGUGUAAUAUAAAAGCUCCUAGAAAAGGGGUAAAAUUCCACAACAUUUAAUUGUAAUAUCCCAAAUUCAGUGACCACCAUGGGAUUUCAGUUUUCAUGAACUGCUUUGUUUACGUUCACAUUGGCAUGUUCGGGGGUCCGAUUUAUUUUGUUUUUUUUGCCUUAAUGUGACACAAAUCUGAUGUUUUCAGGGCUGUAUGGACACAAAAUGCUAUCAGAUCUGAGUCACUUUCAUAUGUGGUCCUGGAUCAGAUACGUAUCCGACAUGAAUAAGAAUGGUUGGAAUAAAAUUCACAUAGUUUGUUAGCUAGUAGGCUUGGGCUGAGCGCUGUUGUCAUCACUUAGCACCAGCCGUCCAAUAAAACAACAGUGGUGGAGAGCAACAGCUAUGACAUCUUUUAAAAUUAGAUUUGAGUCGCUUUCAUAUGUGGUCUCAGAUCAGAUACGUUAUCCGAUGCGUCGCCACGCGAUAUGCAUAAAAAUGGUCAGAAUGUGGUUCAUUGGCUGGUACGUGUGGGAUGAUUGCUGUUGUCAUCAUUUAUCACCAGCAGUGCAACAAGACAACAGUAGCGUCAAGCCACAUCUAUGACAUCAGUCACAGUCCCACCAUUGAUGGCUCCUUUCUCAUACUCGCACAUCUCUUGGUAUAGCAAUACCAGCAAUGGCUGCGAAAACAGCAAAAGUGAGCCGUAUGGCUUUUUGGUUUUUUUCCCACCUUCUCGACCCAAUCACGUACAGCCGAUGAACUGUCUGCCGUCCUCCAGAGCCAAGUACGAUGCACACACUAGCUAUUUGUGUGUCCAUUUUGUCAGUUUUAAUGCUGCGUUCUAUUUACCUUGGAAGUCUCAGGUGUUGGAGUUGGGAAUGACAUCACAUCCGAGUUAAUUGCGUUCCGGUAAAACCAAUAUGGACGCGUCCAGGAAAAUCUUUGUUGUAGAAUAAAUAUCAGUUGCAGAAUUUUGUGUAUCCGAGCAUUGUAGGAAUUAGUCCACGGAUAGACGUUGGGCAGUGCUGUGUGUGUGCGACUGAUUUAGUGAGACGCAGAAGUGUUAAUAAACGGUCUAAUACCACAGCUUUCAUUAAAGCCCUUGGUGUAUGUCGCCAUUUUGGCUUUUAUUUUUUGUUUUUUAUUGAAUUUAUUAAAAGAAUGUAAAAUUCCAUACUGUCAAGUCAAACUUAACAAAACUAAAUUCAAAUCAACUCCCCACCCAUGAGAAAGCGAGGAAGGCCGACAGCCCGAGUAAAACUGUUAAGUGUAGUCAAGAGGGAAAGGAGUCUUUUCCCCCGAUAUAAGUGCGUAUUCUAAAAUAUUAUUAAUUAUGCCCUGCCAGGUUUAAAAAAAG